Molecule: messenger RNA, 2061 nt
Organism: Anoplopoma fimbria (sablefish)
Lineage: Eukaryota; Metazoa; Chordata; Actinopteri; Perciformes; Anoplopomatidae
Gene: nyap2a
Product: neuronal tyrosine-phosphorylated phosphoinositide-3-kinase adaptor 2a
Exons: 7
Coding region: 1-2061 (686 amino acids)
Biological process (GO): phosphatidylinositol 3-kinase/protein kinase B signal transduction; neuron projection morphogenesis
Source: RefSeq, a predicted model, not a curated record
AUGACGUCUCAGGAGGAAGCGUCUUCUUUCAGGAGAUUUUUUCAGUAUGUGGAGGACAGCGGCCUUCGAACAUACGACGGUCUGGUGAUCCAAAACGCCUCUGACAUUGCCAGAGAGAGCGACCGCAUUCGCAACCAGACUAACUGGACCUACCUGCAGGAAAAACACCAGAAGAAGAGACGACAGGAAGAAGCCAUCAAGAGGAUUGGUGAAGAUGUUGCCAUGGCAACAGAUGGCGCAUACUCUGGGAAACAUUUCAGGAUGGGUUUCAUGACAAUGCCGGCACCGCAGGACCGUUUGCCACCACCCAGUCAGGGCUUCACUGUCCGAUCCCAAUCUCUCCACUCGGUGGGUGGAGACGACGACUCCAAUCCCAACCGUAAACAACCGCCACCAAAACCCAAGAGAGACCCCAACACCAAACUGAGCAGCAGCUCUGAGGCGGUGAAUGGAGGCUCCGGAGUCACCAAGACAGAAACUGAAGAGACCAAAGAGACUUCGGAGCAGGCUGAAGCUCGAUGCCAUUUCUACAGUGAAGAUUACAAGAAGAUGCCUCCACCCAAACCUAAAAGAAACCCAAACACCCAGCUCAGCACCUCCUUUGAUGAGUCUUACAUCCAAACCCAUGGCAACAAGAAGUCUUCCUUGAGGUGGGAUAAAUCUUCAUCCCAGAGUCAAAGUCCGGCAUCGAGGGACACAGACGACGAGGAGCCCGUCUACAUUGAGAUGGUGGGAAACAUCCUGCGAGACCUCAAAGGUCAAGACGCUGUGGAGGACGAGCAGAGUGAGUCGGUGUAUGAGGAGAUGAAGUAUCCGAUGUUUGAGGACUUCCUGCAGGAUGCUCACUCCACCAUCAUAGAUCCUGAAGCCUGGACGUCUCGUGGCUCUCUCUGCGACAUCCCUCCACCUUUCCCUAACCUCUUGACUCACCGCCCACCGCUACUCGUCUUCCCCCCCCUCCCUGCUCAGUGCUCCCCGAAUUCUGAUGAGUCCCCCCUCACCCCUUUAGAGGUCACACGUCUGCCCAUGAUGGAUAAUGCCUCCUACAGCAAGUCGGGUGGUGUCGAACAUCCUCAAAGCUCCACCCACCAUCGCAAGGAGCGGGACCGAGACCGGGACCGAGACCGGGACCGAGAACGAGAACGAGAACGAGACCUGGCCUCCACACACACCAUCACCUCCUCCGGCCGCUCAUCAGCUCCACCCCUCCACUCCAACCUCUACAAGUCCUCUGGCUCCGCCCACAGUGGGCAUGGUUACCCCCGAAGCCAAUCAGCAUGUCCUUCUCCGGUCAGCAUGGGGCGCUCUCUGACUCCCCUGAGCCUGAAGAGACCUCCACCGUAUGACGCUCUGAUGGCAGGAGGAAGUAUGCCCCGCUCUUCCUCUUCCUCAUCCUCACACAGGGCUGGGGAGGGCGGGGCUAAACUGAGUAACUCCUCCUCCACCCAUGGCUCCAUGCAAAACGUGUCCAUGAGGUCACAGACACCCACAAGUCCAUUGGAUGAACUCAACAACCUGUUUACCUCAGGUAGACAGGUGAUGAAGAAAGUGUCAGGAGGCAGGAAGAGCAGAGGGAGUGAAGGGGACUCCAGGUCUCUGCCCAGACAUGACAGCAAAGACAGAGACGGACAGUCCAGUCCAGUUUCAAUCAGAAUGGGUAGGUCGUCUGUCAGCCCCACCAUGAUGCUGUCUGGAGGAGGAGGAGGAGGAGGAGGAGGAGGAGAAUCUAAAUUGGUGUGUAAACUUGGCCGUUCAGCAUCAACUUCAGGAGUUCCUUCACCAGGUGGGACGCCACAACGUCACCUGUAUGAUCCGCAUCAUCCCGCCCUCAGCCAGAUGCCGUGGCUCUGUGGAGACGCCACCAUGAUGGAGAUGAUCCUGAAGAAAAGAGUUUUGUGUCGAGAGAUUAAAGCUCGUCAGCGUCCGGAGAAGAAUCUGUGUAAACAGGACAGCAUGCCCAUCCUGCCCAGCUGGAAGAGAAAGCAGCCUCCGCCGUACUCCGCCGCCGCCGCCGCCGCCGCUGGACAGACUGCCACGGUGUUCUGGGACACGGCCAUCUGA